UUAGUUCAAUUUUCUGAGAAUACGUAUACGAUUCCGCUUUGGGCUAACAAUUGAGGUGGAAUUGAUUGAGCAUCGGUGAGUGUGGGCAGGCGAAGAAACCAAUCGAAAGCCUCAGCUCAAUGCUUUGUUCGGAGGCAAUUUAGGUCCCGUCGUAUCGAUAAUUCGGUUAGUUAAACUCAGUUUUUUUGUGUGUAUAUUUUUCUGCAAAAAUUUUGAAUUGACAAGAUCUGAGCCCUGUCUGCGUUUCUAUUGUCUUUAGUUAAAUUUUAUUUCAUUUAGGGUUUCUACGGGAGCUUAGUUGGAUUUGAAAUUUGUAUAUGCUUUUGGUUGUGCUUCAAUUAUACUGAUUUUCGACUGCUUAUUAUCUGUGUCUCUCAUAUUAUCUGUUUUUUUUCAAGUUUGAUUUCUUAGGGUUUCUACAGGAUCUUAGGAUUUUGGUUGUUCUAAAGGAAAAUCUGCUUCAACUAUACUGAUUUUUGACUGCUCUCUCUCCCUGUUUAUUUAUCUGUGUGUCUCAUAUUCUCUGUUUUUUAAUUUUUAAUUUUUGGGUUUCAAAUUUGCAAACAUAACAAUGAGUACCUUGAGGUCACAGUCUAGGUGGUGCCCUCUUGAACAACAGCUUCUUCAGAAAAGGAAUUCCCGAGAAAAUUGGGACCGGUUCAUACCAAACCGGUCCGCCAUGGACUUUGAUUAUGCAUUUUACAUGCUUACUCAUCAAGGUAGUAGUACUAGGAAAGGUAAGGCAAACCCACCUAGAUAUGGAGAAGGCUAUCGGAAGCUGUUGGCUGAGGCCAUGAACAUGAACCGCAGUAGAAUUCUUGCUUUCAAGAAUAAGACUCCUCCCCGUGUAGAGCUCUUCCCAAGCAACUUCUCUUCGGAUAAACAUACAGAAUCAAACCCCCCUAAGGCACAAAGAAGAUAUAUUUCUCAAAGUGCAGACAGAACACUUGAUGCUCCCUACCUUAUGGAUGAUUACUACCUUAAUUUGUUGGAUUGGGGAAGCUCCAAUGUUCUUGCAAUAGCUCUUGCAAACACAGUUUAUUUGUGGGAUGCUACUGAUGAUUCUACUUGGGAACUGGCCACAUUUGAGGAUGAAAGGGGACCUGUUACCAGCGUCAAUUGGGCUAUUGAUGGACGCCAGAUUGCCAUUGGACUGAACAAUUCCGAAGUAGAGCUAUGGGAUACAACGGCCAGUUCUCAUGUGAUAACCUUGAGAGGUUGCCACCGAUCGCGAGUAGGCUCACUGGCAUGGAACAAUCACAUUCUUACAACUGGAGGAAUGGAUGGCCGCAUCGUUAACAAUGAUGUAAGAAUUGGAUCACACAUUGUUGUUGAGACAUACAGAGGACAUGAGCAAGAGGUUUGUGGGCUUAAAUGGUCGGCUUCAGGCCAGCAAUUAGCAAGUGGAGGAAAUGAUAACCUACUCCAUAUAUGGGACAACAGAUCAUAUUCACGAACACAGUGGCUUCACAGGCUCCAAGAUCAUACAGCUGCUGUAAAAGCCCUUGCUUGGUGUCCUUUCCAGAGAAAUUUGCUAGCUUCUGGUGGAGGCGGGAAUGAUGAUCGGUGCAUAAAGUUCUGGAACACUCACACAGGUGCAUGCCUGAACUCUGUUGACACUGGCUCUCAGGUUUGUGCUUUGCUGUGGAAUAUGAAUGAACGAGAGCUGCUUAGCGCACAUGGGUUUACUCAGAAUCAGCUUACUCUUUGGAAAUACCCAUCAAUGUUUAGAAUUGCAGAACUCACUGGUCAUACUUCUACAGUCCUUUCUAUGGCUCAGAGCCCAAAUGGUUGCACAGUAGCAUCAGCAGCUCAUGAAACACUGAAGUUAUGGAAUGUUUUUGGGGACCCUAAGGAGGUUAAACCAGCUCCCAAAGCUGAUCCUGAGCCUUUUGCCCAUUUGAAUCGUAUCCGCUGAUCAAACUUUGCCAGUUCCAUGGAAAUUAAGCCACCCGGAAUAUAUUGCAGACAAGGUUCAUAAAAA
Molecule: messenger RNA, 1984 nt
Organism: Prunus avium (sweet cherry)
Lineage: Eukaryota; Viridiplantae; Streptophyta; Magnoliopsida; Rosales; Rosaceae
Source: RefSeq, a predicted model, not a curated record